This is a messenger RNA of Zerene cesonia (dogface butterfly), 2069 nucleotides long. RefSeq names its product sorting nexin lst-4 (gene SH3PX1). The transcript is spliced from 2 exons. Lineage: Eukaryota; Metazoa; Arthropoda; Insecta; Lepidoptera; Pieridae. Bases 208 to 1878 code for a protein of 556 amino acids. The record is from RefSeq and is a predicted model, not a curated record. Gene Ontology annotation, cellular component: cytoplasmic vesicle; plasma membrane. Gene Ontology annotation, molecular function: phosphatidylinositol binding; protein binding. Gene Ontology annotation, biological process: mitotic cell cycle; endosomal transport; plasma membrane tubulation.
CGGUCAUUGGUUAAUAGCUGUUUGUUUUAAAUUACAAAAUGUUAUAACCAAUUAAAAAUCGUCAUUUAUUUUACUGCUGCCACGUUAUGUAGACCUCUAGUGUAAAUGAAAACAAAUUCUUUAGGUUCAAACUGUCAUUCAAAUGACUGUGUGAGGAGUGUAUCCGCCUUUUGAUUGUGGUUUUGUGAACAAAGUAAAGGGUCCACCAUGACGACCCAAGUGCAAGCUUUAUAUGACUUCACAGGUGAGCCUGGCACCACUGAAAUGUCAAUAACAUGUGGAGAAAUCUUAACAUUGAUAAAUACUGAAAUUGGGGAAGGAUGGUGGGAGGGAAGGAAUUCUAAGGGCGAAACAGGCCUAUUUCCUGCUGCUUAUGUGAGGAAAUUAACCCAGGAAGAGACUGCUCCUACAAAAAUGGCUCCAGCGGCACCGAGAUAUGACCAAGCUGCUGAUGAAUGGGGUGACCAACAGUAUAGUGCUGGGGAUAACAACUACCAAAGAGGUACAUCUCAUGAUGAUGGCUGGGACGAUGAUUGGGAUGAUGAUACCUACUCAGAAAUUGGACCAGCAUCUCAACAGAAAUCACAGUACAAUCAACAGCCAUUAGCACCAUUACCAGGCAUGCCUAUUAAUGAUUAUAACCAACAUAUUGAUGAUACUGCAUCUACAUUUGGCUCAUCUGUUGGAACAGUUAGGAAAAAUAAAUUUGCUCCAUCUUCGAAAGUCAGUGGAGAGAGCUACCUGUUAGGUACGCUCAAUGUUGAAGUCUCAGAUUCAGAGAAAGUUUACAUUGUUCAAGAUGAAGAUGGUUACACCUGGUCUCCAAUCUCACAACCAUACAAUGUUACUGUAGCAUCACCUAAGAAAGAAUCAAAGUUUAAAGGGAUCAAGAGUUUUAUUGCUUAUCAAUUGACACCAUCCUUUAAUAACAUUCAAGUUUCUAGAAGGUACAAACAUUUUGACUGGUUGCAUGAGAGGUUACAAGAAAAGUUUACACUCAUACCUAUACCGCCUCUACCAGACAAACAGAUAUCUGGCCGCUAUGAUGAGCAAUUAAUUGAGCGUAGACGGGUUCAACUUCAGGAAUUUGUUGAUUGGAUGUGUAAGCAUCCAGUGUUGUCCAAAUGCGAGGUAUGGCAGCAUUUUCUUACUUGCACUGAUGAGAAACGCUGGAAGGCUGGUAAAAGGCAAGCCGAAAGGGACAACCUGCUAGGCUUAAAUUAUUGUGUAUCUCUAGUUGUACCUGAAAAAGCUUUACUUCAAUCACAAGUAGAUCACAUCACCGAACAGUGCCACACUUUCAUUGGUAGUAUGGAUUCAUCAGUCAAAUCAGUAACCAAUAUGUGUCUCGCACAAACAAAGAGAUUCCAGGGCCCAUACAAAAUUGACUGUCAAAAGACAGGUGAAGCAUUUUAUAAUUUAGGAAAUGCAUUAAGUUUGGAUGAAGGGACAAUCGUUUCUACAUCUAAGCUUACGUCAGCUAUUAAAAUGACAGGAGGAGCUUAUAUUGAAAUAGGAAGAAUGUAUGAGGAGCAGCCGAAAUAUGAUUGGGAACCAUUAGGGGAUAAAUUUCAUUUAUACAAAGGAAUUGUUGGGUCGUUCCCCGAUUGCCUUGGAAAUCAUAAAGCGGCGGUUCAGAAGAAAAAGGAGUGCGAGAGAUUAACAGCUGAGCACAAAAUGGAAGUUGCACAAUUAAAUGAAGUUUUACGACGAACCGACGUUAUAUCGUAUGCCCUUCUUGCCGAGAUUAACCAUUUUAAGAGUGAGAGAACUGUCGAUUUGAAGGCAACUAUGCAGAAAUUUUUAAGGCAACAAAUAACUUUUUAUAAAAAAAUAGUUGAGAAGCUAGAAACAACACUUCAUCAAUAUGAUGAAUAGACUGUGUUGAAUAUUCAAAUGUGCUAUAUUCAAGCUAUGAGUACACUGAAAAGUAUUCAAAAUGGACUUAUGAAAUUUUUAUGUGUAACAAAAUUAAGCGUUUGAAUAAUCCAAAGGAUUUGUACUAGAUAUAUAAUCGAUAAAAUGUAUAUGUGAUGAAAAUUGACUGAACGUCAUUAUAAAAUACACAA